AUCUACAUAUCAUGUGGAGUUGCAUGGUGGACGGAGUGAGGCCGAUCCAGCAGCGCUGAAAUCAGAUGGGCUUGGCUGGAAUACUACUCCUACCGACAAUAAGUCAAUACUUGGAGUUCAUAACUUUAUAGUCAAAUAUGAAAGCAGCUUUAUGCAUUUUUUUCACUUGAGCUUCUGCUGAGGACGUUUCAAGAAGUAUCCCAGUGUUCAGUAUGGCAGGCUGUGGGGAAGUGGACUGUUCAGUGGAUGCUUUGGCUCCUGCCAAGCUGAUGGAGGAAGUGGGAGAUACUUGUGCUGCAGACCCUUCCAGCUCCACCAUCGUCAACCCUGAGUGUGCCAUCUGCCUGCAGAGCUGCGUCCACCCUGUACGCCUGCCCUGCUUCCAUGUCUUCUGCUACCUGUGUGUAAAAGGUGCCUCAUGGCAGAGCAAACGCUGUGCUCUCUGCCGACAGGAAAUCCCAGAAGACUUUCUGGAGCGGCCAGUUCUCCUCUCACCUGAAGAACUGAAAGCAGCGGCUGCAGGGGUGAGCCAAGCUCGGGGGGCUGGGGGCGUUUCCCGUGGAGACUAUGCGUGGUACUAUGAGGGACGCAACGGCUGGUGGCAGUAUGAUGAGAGGACCAGUCGUGAGCUGGAGGAGGCUUUCGCUAAGGAAAGGAAGAGCACAGAGAUGCUAAUUGCGGGGUUUCUUUACGUGGCUGACCUGGAGAACAUGGUGCAAUAUCGCCGGAAUGAGCAUGGCCGCAGACGCAAGAUAAAGCGGGACAUUGUAGAUAUCCCAAAGAAGGGAGUCGCAGGACUAAGGUUAGACCCCGAACCUGCCCCCAUUGCUACUGUACCUGUUGUCCCUCCAGCUGCAACAGAACGCAUCAGCUCAGCUGAUGGAUCGGACACUGACGGCCCAUCACAGUCUUCAUCCUUCGGGAUUAUGGCAUCUAUUCCUCCUGUUAGACCUCCAACACUCCUGGGGCGCCAUCUUACCAGUCCCCUUCUUGCCUCAUUACCAAACGUGGAAGAGUCUUUAUCCCAGCUCCUUAUCAGCCAGCCAGAGGGUGAAGACGUGGAAGGAGAUGAGCUACAGAUGUAUGAGUAUGCAUCCGGCAAUAGUGACAGUGAGGAAGAAAGGGAGUGCGAGAGAGCAGAAUCUAUACCUAGACAUAGGCAGAGACCGUUAAGAGAGAACCAGCCAGCCAGGAUGCCUCCGAGGGGCGGGCCCUCGAGCUCCGCUAUCAAUCUGCGAUCCCGUAGUCCUGAUGGACAGUGCACUGUCACAGAGGUGUGACUGCGACUGGUUUCUGUCCUAUAAAGAAGAGUUUUGAAACUGUUAUCGGGUUGGUAAAAAGUUCUCAAAACAAAUAUGCAUCUUUAAGGGGCCCAAGAAAUGAAGAAACUUUAUUGUGUUGUUAUUUGUGUUGUUGGGCAUAUUUUGCCCCAUCAAUCAUGUGCCAAAUAAAAUACAACAUGUAUUUUAAUUAUUUUUAUAACAAAACAUUCUUUGUCAUUAAAAUACUUCAUCCAAUUGAUGUUAAUCUUAGUUUUCCCUGUAGGUCUUUAGAGGUAACUAGCAGUAGCAGCAAUAACAUAGGUCACAGAGUACUUGGAUUAGAAAUAAACAACUUGACAGCUCUCUUAACAUCUGGGAUAAACCUAUGCCCAUCUAUAUUGUUUUAGAUUUUUAUUCAAAUAGAUAGCUAGCAAAACAGAAGUGGUUUUUAGUUAUAAACGGUGUACUUUGCUUUUGCAGAUUAUCUGCCGGUUUACUGGAAUAUGAAAACUACAUCCACAUGAGUCAUUUAAUUUAAAAUUCAGAUUCUUUAGGAUGCAUGCAGUCCUUUGGUCGUACAGCGAUCUGGCAAUAUUCUGUGCUGCACAUGUGAUUUGAGAAUGUGCUACAUGCAGAAGGUUGUACAUUUACUGAAUUCCUCUUUAAUGGGAUGCUGUCAAAUGACCUGCAUGUGAUGGGAGGGAGUGGCUGAAUGCAGUGCUAUUUGAUUACAAUGCAAUGAAAUAUGCAUACCAUUCACCAAGACAUGGCAUAAGACCAAGUAUCACUCUUUCUAUGUGCGUUUCUCCCCAAAUAAGUUCACUAUUAAACUAAUGGUUGUUGUUUUUUACCGUGCAAGCUUAACCCUUCAUUCAACAUUAUAGCCAUUUCAAGAGACCUUUCACAAUCAAAGCCUCUUACCAAAGACUUCCAAUGCUAGUUUCAGACAGCAAUAUACUUUAUAUACAUGAACUUCGGCAUCUUCUUCUUUUGAGUUCAUGGUUGAUUGAUCUCUCAUAAUGUUGUUUUCUUUCUUCCUUUUGAUGGUGUGAACAUCGAGCUUUAAUAUAGCAGCUUACAGUUGUAGAGGCUCCAAACUGCCUUUUCCUGCUUUUAUUAGUAGAAACAAAUCAAUAUUUAAACUGGAGUUUGCUGUGUGUGUGUGUAUGUUAAAUAUAUUAUUCCCUCUAUUUUAGUGUGAAAGUCUUGUUGGAGUUAUGACAUCUGUGUUGUGAGCGGGGUUGGGUGCUGAAAAGCUACUGGCAAAACCACUGGAAAGUGUUGAGCUAUAUAUGCAGAGGGACACAUUUGGAUUUCUAUUUCUCGUCAUAGUACUCUGGAUAGGGCCACUAUCAGAGCGCUGGCACUGACAUGCACUUGGAUGGUCUUAAACUGUCCUCACUCCCUCUGAUUUUUCCCUUCUUGCCUCAGCUGCUAUUAUUUUAACCGCCAGCUUUUCACUGUUUGUGUCUCACCAUCUGAAUGCCCGAAUACUACCUUCCAUUCUUGUGCUGUUUUGUAAAGUUAUUAAAUAUAUAUAAUUUAAAUCA
Molecule: messenger RNA, 2812 nt
Organism: Eleginops maclovinus (Patagonian blennie)
Lineage: Eukaryota; Metazoa; Chordata; Actinopteri; Perciformes; Eleginopidae
Product: E3 ubiquitin-protein ligase rnf146-like
Exons: 2
Coding region: 213-1280 (355 amino acids)
Biological process (GO): Wnt signaling pathway; ubiquitin-dependent protein catabolic process
Cellular component (GO): cytoplasm; nucleus
Molecular function (GO): zinc ion binding; poly-ADP-D-ribose binding; ubiquitin protein ligase activity
Source: RefSeq, a predicted model, not a curated record